GCCUGUGAGAUGAGGGGGUCGCAGUGAAUGCCCCCAGGAGAUCAACUGAGUGAGCAGGGAGGACUCUCCUAGCAGGCGUGGGUGUGGGUCUGGGUGCUAAGGAGGAAGAUGAGGGAGAUCUGCCGGAUUUGCGCCCGGGAGCUCUGUGGCAACCAGAGACGCUGGAUAUUCCACACGGCUGCCAAGCUCAACUUGCAGGUGCUUCUCUCCCAUGUCCUGGGCAAGGAGCUCUGCCGAGAUGGCAAAGCUGAAUUUGCCUGCAGCAAAUGUGCGUUCAUGCUGGACCGCAUCUACAGGUUUGACACGGUCAUCGCUCGCAUCGAAGCCCUCUCCAUCGAGCGUUUACAGAAGCUGCUGGUGGAGAAGGAUCGCCUCAAGUUUUGCAUUGCCAGCAUGUACAAGAGGAAUAAUGAAAACUCUGGUAUUGAUGACAAAGUUGUUGGGGAUGUGACUGUGGACAUUUCUGGCCUGCCUGAUAUCAGAUACACGGCCCUUCUUCAGGAGGACUUUGCCUAUUCUGGAUUUGAAUGCUGGACAGAGCAUGACGAACAUAUAGAACCGCAUAGCUGUCACACUUCUGAGAGUGUGGGUAACCGCCAAAGGCGAUGCCAUGGCUGUGCUGUGUUACGUGUUGCAGAUGCUGACUAUGAAGCGAUUUGCAGAGUCCCACGAAAGGUGGCCAGGAGUAUCUCUUGUGGGCCUUCCACCAGGUGGCUAGCUAGUGUAUGCAAUGAGGAAUCCUCUGUUUGUGAACCUAUAACUGCUGACUCAGGAAAUAACAAGGUGCCUGUGGAAGAAGAAAGCAUGGAGGAGGGGACUCCUGGGUCCUCUGUUGAAUCCUUGGACGCAACGGUGGAGGUCAGCCCUCCACGACAGAAGGAUGAGGAAGCAGACAAAGGUGUAAAAGGGAGCGAGAAGUGUGAUGAUUCCUCAGAUGCCCGUACUACUCCAAACUCGUCAUUGUAUGGGAAUAGGUUGGAGCUAGCCCUUAGCCUGAUCAAAGCUUUUGACUACAAGCCUGUUCAGAGUCCCAGAGGGAGCAGGUUACCUAUUCUAGUGAAAUCAAUCCUGCCAUGUUCCAAGCCUAGCCGUGACCUGGUGGAUGGAAGUGCUCUUCCUGGCUCAGUGAAUGCUGGUUCUGGUUUCCUCAGUGCAGCCACAAAACCCUUUCCCUUGGAGCUUUCUGACCUGCAGGAGCUGUGGGACGAUCUCUGUGAAGAUUAUCUGCCGCUUCGGGUACAGAAUCUGCCUGAGGACCAUCAGCAGCUGACUCAGUGUGACUCUGUGGCGAGUGGGCAUGUGUCUGAAUCGCACGCUGCUGAGCUGCAGGACAAAAUCCAGCAGUACAAUUCCACCAACAAGUUGCUGCAGGAAAAGCUAAAUGAGAUGAAUUUUGAAUUAAAAUCUGUCCAGGAAGCAUCCCAGAGACAAGAUCGUACAAUCCAGAGUCUGAAUGAGGCCCUGAAGAGCAAAGAAAGUGAGACAGAGGAGCUGUAUCAUGUGAUUGAAGGGCAGAAUGAGAACAUGGCCAAACUACGAGACAUGUUACAUAGAAGCCAGCUUGGACAUUUGCAGACCUCGGAGGGGCUAUCCCCUUCCCAGCAGCAGCACAUGGAACUGCUAGAUCUGCAGAACACACUCUUCUGCACCCAGCUGGAGAUACAGCAGCUGAAGAGGGGUCAGCGGCAGAAAGAACACCAACUGGCUGAAGCCAGGAGAGCUACCCAGCUUCUCGAGGCUGCUGUGCAGGAGGAACAGCAGCUGAAAGAGGUGUCAUGGAAACACAAUCAGGAGCUGCGCGGUGUUGUGCAGCAGGUACAAGCAGAGCUGCAGCACAAGGCUCAGCAGCUGCGGACCCUGGAGGGGGAGAGGUGCUGUGAGAUCCGGGCCGAGGAGCAGCGUGUUCAGCGUUUGAGCCAGAGGCUGGCUCACAAAGAACAGCUUCUGCAGGAAUCCCGGGAACUUCUGCAGUGUUGGCAGAGCUUGGAGAAGAACCCUGUGGUGACUGACGCUAUGCUGGAGAAGUUGCAGCAGCGAGUCAAAGACCGAGAUGCUGCUCUGGAGCGAGCAAUAGAUCAAAAAUUUUUUGCUGUGGAAGAGAGAGAGCAAGAGCUGAGACAGCUCCAUCUCUCCGAGAGAGAGCGGGAGCACGACUUGGAGAGACUGCGCAGCGUCCUGUCCAGCAAUGAGGCCACCAUUCAUAGCAUGGAGAGCCUGCUGAAAGCCAAGACGCUGGAACUAGAGCAGGUGUCGGCAACCUGCCAGAACCUCCAGUGGCUGAAAGAGGAAGUCGAGGCGAAAUCCAGCAGCUGGCAGAAGGAGCAGGAGGGGAUAAUACAGCAGCUGCAGACCUCUCUGCAUGACAGGAACAAGGAAGUGGAAGAGCUCACAGCAACCUUGCUCUGCAAGCUGGGCCCAGGGCAGGGUGACAUUGUGGAGGAGCUGUGCUUGCGUCUCCAGCGUAAGGAGAGGAUGCUGCAGGAUCUCCUGAGUGACCGGUACAGACAAGCUGGAGAGCAUGAGACUGAACUUCGGGAGCUGCUUCAAGCCGUGAGUGCCCGGGAGCAGCAAAGCCGAGUGGCUGCCGAGAAGAUGGUGCAGGCUCUGACAGAAAAGAGUGGUGAAGUACAAUUCCUGCGCCAGCGGCUGGUGGAGAAGGAGCUGGGGAAGAACCUAGCAGCUGAUAGCAGGAUCCUCCUCCAGAAAGACAAGCAGCCCUUUCAAGAAUUACUGCCAGGAGGUUGUGGGAAUGCUACCACUACCGGAAUUUCCAAGGGAGAGGACAGCAAAUUCAGGAUGGAGAAAGGCCUGUUGGAGACGGCUGCCGAGCUGGAGAAGGAGCUUGUUAAUGCCAGAGAGGAACUGGAGCUAAUGGCAAGAAAGGAAAGGGAAAGCCGGUUGGAGCUCUCUUCUCUUCAAUCUGUGGUGACAGCACAGGAGGAGGAGCUGCAGGUGCAGGCCUCAGAUAUUGAGUCCCUGACCAGGAAGAUCCAGAGCAAAGAGGACCUUAUAAAGGACCUGCAGAUGCAGCUGGUUGACCCUGAAGAAAUCCCAGCUGUGGAGCGACUGACCCAAGAAGUCCUGGUGCUUCGGGAGAAAGUAGUCACAGCAGAGUCACGAGGACAGGAGGCUACAGGGAACAGAAGGCAACAGCUGUUGCUGAUGCUGGAAGGGCUGGUGGCAGAGAGGAGUCGUUUGAAUGAAGCUCUGCAAGCAGAAAGGCAGCUGUACAGCAGUCUGGUGAAGUUCCACACUCACCCAAACAGCCCUGAGAGAGGCCAGACUCUGCAGGCUGAGCUGGAGAGGGCCCAGGCACUCCGUGGACGACUGGAAGAGGCUCUUGGCAGAAGCAUGGAGCAUUUGCGCAGGCUGGAGACCCUAGGCGCCUUUGGAGGUCAGCCUGGACGGGAGUACGCCGGGGACGUCAGUGCUGAAGGUAUCAAGGGGGAGGCGCCGCCCAGACCCGCAAGCCAGCAGACCAGCCAAGGGCUUCCUGAGAAGAGCCCGGUGGCCAAGGCAGUGCAACCCGAUCUCCUCACCCUGGCUCCCCUGGAGAGGGAGAGCAGCCUGCAGGCAGAGCUCCUCCGCGUCAGAGCCAAGAACCAGCAGCUCCUGGAGCAGAAGGCGAAGGUGGUAGGGGAGCUGUGGGAACUGAAGACUCUGAUGGAGGAAGCUGGUUUUUCAUCUCUCUCUCCCAUCAGGAAAGCCCUGCUGAGUCUGUGCCUGGAGACAGCAGAGCUGAAGGAGCGGCUGGGGGAAGCCCCGUUGUCAGAGGGUUGGGAGGAGGAGGCGGAGACCAGGGAGGCCCUGCACACCCAGAGCAAGAAGCUGCAGAGUUCAGAGACAGUCGUCACCCUCCUCAAGGACCAGCUGGUGCCGAACUGCCUGGAGGGCGAGAGCAAGUUUCCGCCCCAGCUCAUCACCGGCAUGGCCACGGAGAUCGACCAGCUCCGGGCAGAGAUGGGGGUGGCACCUGGGAAGCGCCCAGCCCUGGAGGGGCAGCUCCAGGAGGACCCAGCAAAGAGGCCCUGCCCUGGGUCCCAGGUGGUGGAAUUGGGACCACCCCAAGCCCACAGGGGCACAAGCCAGCAGAUGGAGGGCAGCCCUGCGGGCAGCUGGCAACGGUUGGUGGAGCCCGGAGUAGGGCCGUCGGGGCAGCUGGUUGAGUGCCGGCAGCGCAACCAGGAGCUGCAGGACAAGCUGGCCGUGUCAGAGGCCACAGUGCGGGCCCAGGCGGAGCAGCUGGAGCAGUACAGGACCCUGCUCAGCGAGCCCUCGGUGCAGCAGGACAACAAGCAGGUGCAGGUGGACCUCCAGGAUCUGGGCUACGAGACGUGUGGGAGGAGUGAAAAUGAGGCCGACCGGGAGGAGACCCCCAGCCCUGAGUGCGAGGAACCGGAUGUGUUCAGCAAGGCCGGCCUGAUGGAGGAGCUGAGCCGGCUGGGGCCGCGGGAGGGCCUGUGCUGGGGCCAGUCGGAAGACGUUGCUGUUCUGCAACAGCAUGUGCGGGAGCUCAAGGUGCAGCUGCAGAACUCAAACAAGGCACUCCAGAGGCUGCAGCACCGCGCCCGCUCCUUCUCCAGCACCAGUGACUGCGCCUCGGGUGCCGAGCAGCUCCGCAAGCUGGUGCCCAGCGCCACCGACGAGGACGAGGGCUGGCAGUCUGAUGGCGUUGGGGCCGUCUGCCCCCCUGCGCUCCAGGCCAGCAGAGAUCUCAAAUGGCUCGUCCACAGGGUGUCUCUGUUGGAGGCCCAGCUGCCUGGGCCCCGGGCAGGAGGGGUGCUGCCUGAGGAGCUGCGCUCUGCCAUCUGGCCAGGGAAAUAUGACUCGCUGAUCCAGGCCCAAGCACGGGAGCUCUCUCACCUGCGCCAGAAGAUGCGGGAGGGGCGCAGCGUGUGCCACCUGCUCUCCCAGCACCUCAGGGACACCGUCAAAUCCUUCGAGGAGCUUCUCCGAGGCACCGACAUCGACUACUACAUGGGCCAGAGCUUUCGGGAGCACUUGGCCCAAGGUGGCCAGCUGGCCGAGAGGCUGAGCAGCAAGCUGAGCAGCAGGAAUCGCUCUGACGUGGAGGAUAAAACUGGACAUGAAUUCGUGGCGCUCAGGUUGAGCAAGGAGCUCCGGGAGAAGGAGAGGAUGAUUGAGACCCUUCAGGCCAAGCUCCAGGAGCGCUGCGAGACCCCAUCCAGCAGCUGUGCCCUCUCUGAGUCACCCCGCUCCAACAGCAGCACCUCCUUCCUGUCUGACGGCCCAGAGGCCUGCUCCGCCGGGGAUGCCACCAGCGAGUACAGCCAGCUCCAGGGGGAUCGCAGCGAGCGGCCAUCCCGGCGCCUCACAGACGUCACUCACCCUGCUGCUCUGGCAUCCAGCCCAUCCCCUGCCGCUGCACCCCACCAGGCUCCAGCAGAGUCCAUCAGAGGCUUCCCCACCGGGCCAUCUUCACAGCACCAUCCCAUGGACGGCAGCCAGACACGCACAGGGUUGCAUUUUGACUCCUUGUCCAAGCCACUGAGCGUCCCUCUGACGCCUGCCCCUGGGCCGUCCUCCUUCCUGCCUUUCGGCCCUCCUCCUCCCGCCCCCCCUGCUCUCCUGGGCUGCUGCGGGACGCCUGUCUUCUCCUUGGCCGAGGUGCAGCAGGAGCUGCACAUGCUGCAGAAGCAGCUGGGAGAAAGGGGACCUCUUGCCGCACCACCAGUCAAACCAGUGCCACUGGCCGGCGACUUUGGGGAAGCCAGCACCUCCCGCUGUCUCCACGUUCCCCAUCUUGCCCCACAGUCUCGCCCGCUGCAGAGCUCCGCCCAGCUGGACAGGAAAGCAGGGGCUGCCUUCCCGGAGAACAACCCCCUCUGGGCCCGGCCUCACACGGGGGCCCUCUAUGGGCACUUACCCUCCGGGUAUCCGGCCAGCCACAAGCUGACUGGUGCUGACUUGCUGGAAGGACACCUGGCGGAGAUCCGCAGCCUGCGCCAGCGCCUGGAGGAGUCCAUCUGCAUCAACGAUCGGCUGCGGGAGCAGCUGGAGAACCGCCUCGCCGCCACCGCCAAGGGCAAUGGGUCUCCCACCAACAUCUACAUCCAGGGGCUGGAGCCUGCGUCCCCAGUGAGCAGCGAGACCCGAGCCCUGCGGGAGGAGAACCAGAGCCUGCAGCUCCAGCUCGCUCACCUCUCCAGAGAGCUGGAGCGGCUGCAUGAGGCCACGCGCUGUAGGCUGCAGGAGGCUGAGGCGGAGAACCGGACGCUGGCAGAGGAGCUGGCAGAGCAGCGACAGAGCAGCUGUCAGCUGCGGGAGGAGCGGCUGGCUCUCCAGGAGAACAACCGCAGGCUGGCGCGCACGGUGCCAUGCCUUCAGCAGCAGUGUGAGGAGAACCAGCGGCUCUGCCAGGCCCUCUGCGCCGAGCUGCGUGUCCACGAGACCCUCUCCGGCUCCUCCCAGGCCGCUCCCUCAGCUUGCAGCAGAGAUGCGCAUCGCAGACCACCUCUCAGCAGCGAGCUGGACGCCCUCCUGGCAGAGGUGCGAACUCUGCGCAGGCAGCUGCUGCGCGGCAUCCAGGUGAACAGCGCCCUGAGGCAGCAGCUGGCACGGCAGCAGCCGGAGGGAAGCGCUGCCCCUCUGUGCGCUGCACACCAGGCUACACCCGACUGGCAGCCCUUGCAAGACUCCAGCUCUUCUCCUCCAGUUCGGGAUGUUGGCAUGAGCUCCCCAGCUCCCCUCUCCCCGCCCGCCCUGCUUAGCGCUCCGGCCCUGCUCACCCACCAGAUGAAAGAGCUGCCCAUGGACGACCCUCUGGCAAGGAGGAGUGGCCCUGCACCGGCGGGAGACGCCACAAGCGGUUUGUCUGCCAGCAAAGGCGGGUGCCAGGUCAUUGGCCACGUUGAUGACUAUUGUGCCCUGAAGCAGCAGAUCCUGGAGGGCAAAACGAUGGUCCACCAGAUGGCCUCUCUCCUGCGGCCAGCUCUAACCAUGCCCAGCCUGGAGCCCCGUGGCACUGAGGCCCUGGAGCGGGGCAGCAUCCGGCAGCUCCUGAGCGCCACGAGUGCCCUGCGUCAGCUCCUGGAGCGGUGCGCCUCCCUGCUUGCCACCUUCUGGAGAGGAGCCCUGCCAGCAGCCCCCAGUCUGGCCCAGCAGCAGACCGCAGAGCAGGCAAUGAAGGACGAGCUCCUGGCGCUCAGGGCCAGGUUAGCUGAGCAGGAGAAUCUGCUCCGAAAUGCAGCUGAGCGCCUGCAGGACACCUGCCGCCUGAAGGACAACAUGGAGCACUUCAUUGUCAGCCACUUGACCCAAACUCAUGCCGUGCUGAGGAAAGCAAGGACAAACCUGGAGUCUCUCCAGAAGAGCAAGCCCCAGGGCUCCUCUGUCAAAUCUCCUCCCUCCAUCGGCACAGGGGAAAUCCCGGUGGGCUUGUCCCAGCACCCCAGCCACGUGAUCCUGGCCCGCCAGGAGCAUAGAAGGAAGAGGAGCCACCCAGACACCCUAAAGCGGCAGGAGGACCAGAGCUGGCCCUGCUUUGUUCACCUUCCCAGCUCCUGAGCACCAAGCCUGGCUGAGAUGGCUCCCAGGCAGGGCCCAGCAAGAACUGCUGUGCCCCCACAGCGAGCCCACAUUGGUGUGUGGCUCUGGCGUUGAACCCCUCUGCAUGGAAGCAAACUGUAGACUGUAUUAGGCUUGGCCCCUGGGCUACCACCAGACCUGUCUCGUACCGCACGGCCAGGGAGCCAUGCUCGUUUGAUUAAUCACUGUUAACUGCUAGGAAAUGUAUCCGGGGUAACUGGCGAAGCUGCUUUCCCAGUGAUUUCGCUCUCCCCCCAGCAUGGCCUAUCAUCCUGCUGCCACACUCCCUCUGUUGUGGAACCUCAUAGCCAUGCGUGUGUGUUAGACCAGUACUCUGCCCCUGCCCGUGCCAGGGAGACAGGGUAGGUGGCCUCCAUGCAAGCAGCAGACGGUGCAGGGUGCUGCUCCUGUGGCCUGGAGCAUUUUGCUUGUGAGCUGUUUUCCUCCCAAGCCGGGUUAUUGAUGCAGCUGUUAUUGUAGGGGUGGGAGGCUCCAUCCACCCUGCUCUGAGGAAAACAAGCCCCAGAGAGCAGUGUGUGUUUAUGCUGCUUGGCAAUACAGCAUAGCUUUGCCUGCAGGUCUUUCAUGCUGGAACCAGUGCAUAGCAGGGAGGUCAGGGUGCUUUCACCCUUCUCUGCUGGUCACUUCACCAUUUGGCGAUAAGCAAUUUCUGAGGCAACAUGACCAAAGUGUGAAAUCCCUGUUAGCUAGAGCUGAACUGCUGCUGCCCCCCAGGGGCCCUGAGGGGAGACACACCCAGCUUAGGCCUGCUUUGGUGGGAACCAUUUGUAAAGCAGCACUGGAAAGGGCCCCCCCAGCUUGGCCAACCUUGUCUGGGGUGAGUCUCUGCUGUAGGAUAUGUAUAUAGUGACUGAGUGUAACCCAGAGGGGAAUGGGCUAAGGCAGGCCCCCCAUGGGGCCAAAGUGGCUCCAACUUUGAGAAGAAAUGAAGUUGUAAGAAAUGCAGGGCUCCCUCGCAGGGGGAAUCCUUAAUAAACUUUUUUUGCCCAUUGGCUACUGUA
Messenger RNA from Caretta caretta (loggerhead turtle), 8570 nucleotides. RefSeq names its product phosphodiesterase 4D interacting protein (gene PDE4DIP). Gene Ontology annotation, molecular function: molecular adaptor activity. Gene Ontology annotation, cellular component: centrosome; Golgi apparatus. Gene Ontology annotation, biological process: regulation of Golgi organization; positive regulation of microtubule nucleation; centrosome cycle. The record is from RefSeq and is a predicted model, not a curated record. NCBI's taxonomy places the organism in Eukaryota, Metazoa, Chordata, Testudines, Cheloniidae.